Messenger RNA from Erythranthe guttata (spotted monkey flower), 1799 nucleotides. RefSeq names its product protein disulfide-isomerase. Gene Ontology annotation, molecular function: protein disulfide isomerase activity. Gene Ontology annotation, cellular component: endoplasmic reticulum. Lineage: Eukaryota; Viridiplantae; Streptophyta; Magnoliopsida; Lamiales; Phrymaceae. The record is from RefSeq and is a predicted model, not a curated record. Gene Ontology annotation, biological process: protein folding; response to endoplasmic reticulum stress.
AUAGUUUGAGAGUGCAAACAGAGAUCUUUUAGGAGCUCAGAUUUGGAAAUAACCAUGGCGUUAUCCAGCAAGGGAUGCUUAUCGUUACUGUUGGUGGUGUUUAUCGCAGCCGGAUCGAUCUCCGAUUGCAUCUCCGCCGCCGCGGCGGAGGAAUCGGAAACCAAAGAGUUUGUAGUGACAUUAGACAACUCCAAUUUCACUGAGUUCGUCGGGAAACACAAAUUCGUCGUCGUCGAAUUUUACGCGCCUUGGUGUGGUCACUGCAAGAAACUUGCCCCAGAGUAUGAGAAAGCUGCUUCUAUUCUAAGUACGAUUGAUCCUUCAGUUGUCUUAGCCAAAAUUGAUGCAAACGAAGAGCAAAAUAAAGUCAUCAGUAGUGAGUUCGAGGUUAAAGGUUUCCCCACAAUUAAAAUACUGAGAUAUGGAGGUAGCGUUGUUCAGGAAUACAAAGGACCACGAGAGGCAGAUGGCAUUGUGACCUAUUUAAAAAAGCAAAGCGGCCCUGCAUCUAAUGAAAUUAAAUCUGGUGAAGAUGCUAGUUCUAUAAUUGACGAUGACAAGAUUCUUGUUGUUGGUGUAUUCCCGGAGUUUUCUGGAGAGAAGUUUGAGAAUUUCACAACCCUGUCUGAGAGAUUGCGCGCCGACUAUGAGUUUGGUCAUACUUUGGAUGCCAAACAUCUUCCUCGUGGGGACUCAUCAGCUGCUGGACCUUUUGUUCGUUUGUUUAAGCCUUUUGAUGAACUCGUUCUAGAUUUCCAGGAUUUUGAUGUCGAUGCUUUAGUGAAAUUUGUUGAAGAAAAUAGCAUCCCUACCGUAACCCUCUUUAACAAGGAUCCAAAGCACCAUCCUUUUGUUAUUAAAUUCUUCAACAGCCCCAACGCCAAGGCAAUGUUGUUCUUAAACUUCAGCAUUGAGCAGUUUGAUUCGUUUAAAUCGAAAUAUCACGAGGUGGCUCAGCUUUACAAGGGCCAAGACUUGAGUUUUCUAAUGGGUGAUAUUGAGGCUAGCCAAGGUGCCUUUCAGUAUUUUGGGCUCAAGGAUGAACAAGUUCCUCUAAUCAUCAUCCAGACUAAUGAUGGAGGGAAAUAUCUCAAACCAAAUGUCGAUCCUGAUCAGAUAUCAUCAUGGGUGAAGGACUUUAAAGAUGGUGCAGUUCAACCAUAUAAGAAGUCCGAGCCCAUUCCCGAAGCUAACAGUGAACCUGUUAAGGUGGUGGUGGCUGACAACCUCCAGGACAUGGUUUUUAACUCUGGCAAAAAUGUUCUCUUGGAAUUAUACGCACCAUGGUGCGGACACUGCAAAAAGCUGGCCCCAAUCUUGGAUGAAGUAGCUCUCUCAUUUGGAAAUGAUGCCGAUGUCCUAAUCGCCAAAAUUGAUGCUACUGCAAAUGAUAUACCACAGGAUACAUUUGAUGUGAAAGGUUAUCCGACGCUAUAUUUCAGGUCAUCAACUGGAAACCUGUUGCAGUACGACGGAGACAGGACUAAGCAAGACAUGAUCGAUUUCAUUCAGAAAAAUCGAGCUACAGUUGCUAAACAAGAGUCCGCAAAUGAUGAACUCUAAGCAAGGCCAAUUAUACGUUCCACUCUUGAAAAAUCAAAUGGCUUAAGUUCGUGGAUUAUUGGAUGUUUUGUUGGCUUAGCUUGAAACCACGGAAAUCGAAACGAUACCUCUUCAGAUGUUUUAAGAUUAUUGCGUAGCUACUGUAGUCUAUAGUGACAGUUUUGUGGCUGUAGUGGAACUUCGUAAUUUAAUUAUGAGUUUACGUAGCUUUCCUUUCAUCGUGCCGAUUCUCAAAA